Sarcophilus harrisii (Tasmanian devil) is the source of this 1635-nucleotide messenger RNA. Its product is annotated as myosin-IIIb-like. Gene Ontology annotation, cellular component: myosin complex. The record is from RefSeq and is a predicted model, not a curated record. Lineage: Eukaryota; Metazoa; Chordata; Mammalia; Dasyuromorphia; Dasyuridae. The coding region runs from base 17 to 1546 and encodes 509 amino acids. The transcript is spliced from 13 exons. Gene Ontology annotation, molecular function: cytoskeletal motor activity; protein binding; ATP binding.
UCAUACAGAGCGUGGGAUGAAUGUUGGGAUUCUGGAUAUCUUUGGAUUUGAGAACUUCCGGAGAAAUUCCUUUGAGCAGCUCUGCAUAAACAUUGCCAAUGAGCAAAUCCAGUACUAUUUCAACCAACACAUUUUUGCACUUGAACAGAUGGAAUAUCAGAAUGAAGGAAUUGAAGCUGCAAUAGUGGAAUAUGAAGACAAUCGACCUCUUCUGGAUAUGUUUCUUCAGAAACCAAUGGGAUUGCUUUCUCUCCUUGAUGAAGAAAGCAGAUUUCCUCAGGCAACAGACCUGACAUUAGUUGAUAAAUUUGAAGAUAAUCUGCGAUGUAAAUAUUUCUGGAGGCCUAAACGAGUGGAGCUCUGCUUUGGCAUUCAGCACUAUGCUGGAAAGGUUUUAUAUGAUGCUUUUGGCUUCCUUGAGAAGAAUAGAGACACGUUACCUGCUGACAUCGUCAUGGUCCUAAGAACUUCAGAGAACAAACUUGUUCAGCAGCUCUUUUCUAUUCCAUUAACCAAAACAGGUAACUUGGCUCAGACAAGAGCAAGAGUGACAGCAGCAUCUAAGUCUUUGCCUCCUCAACUCAGUGCUGGGAGAGUCAAGGUGGAUACUCUAGAGGUGAUGCGGCAUCCAGAAGAGACUACUAACAUGAAGAGACAAACUGUAGCUUCUUACUUUCGGUAUUCACUGAUGGAUCUGCUCUCCAAAAUGGUGAUUGGACAGCCUCAUUUUGUGCGCUGUAUCAAACCCAACGAUGACCGAGAAGCCCUGAGGUUCUCCAGAGAGAGAGUACUAGUCCAGCUUCGUUACACUGGAAUUCUAGAAACUGCUAGUAUCCGCCAACAGGGGUACUCCCACCGCAUCCUCUUUGAAGAGUUUGUGAAAAGGUACUAUUAUUUGGCAUUUAGAGCCCAUGAGUCACCACUUGCUAACAAAGAAAGUUGCAUUGCUAUCUUGGAAAAGUCCAAACUAGACCACUGGGUGUUGGGGAAAACAAAGGUUUUUCUCAAGUAUUACCACAUAGAGCAGUUAAAUUUGCUGCUUCGAGAAGUUAUAGGCAGGGUGGUGGUCAUACAAGCUUAUGCCAAGGGGUGGCUUGGAGCUAGAAGAUAUAAGAGAGUUAAAGAGAACAGAGAAAAAUGUGCUGUUACCAUCCAAUCAGCUUGGAGAGGAUAUGAUGCUCACAGGAAGUUUAAGAAAAUAAGCAACAGAAGAAGUGAGGCUGCUGCUCAUAUUCAAGCAGUUUUUAGGGGUUAUCUUGUCCGCAAAAACAAUACAGGCUCCCAAAUCCUCCAUGGCUAUGAAGAAAGUAGAGACCCCACAAGCACUUGUUUUCCUUUGACUGGAAACCCUAAUGGAAGCUGGCGACAGCUUGCACAGAAUUCUCCCAAGGAGUGUGAUGUUCUCCACCAGCAAAUAAACAAGCAUGCAGUCUUAAGGGAUGAUUUACUACAGUCUACUUGGAUAUCUGCUGCUUCUCCAGAUCUUCAAUUGUCAUGUCCUAAGGAAGUCUCACAAAAACCAGGUAAGAAGUGUCCUGAAAAAUAAGGGUACUGCUCUCAGUAUUAAUAAGCUAUACAUUGCCUGUCCUAUUUGUAUGUUUGUUUAUUUAUUAAUGACUUGUUUCCAGCAGUCCU